This is a messenger RNA of Austrofundulus limnaeus, 3664 nucleotides long. RefSeq names its product G protein-coupled receptor 17 (gene gpr17). Gene Ontology annotation, biological process: phospholipase C-activating G protein-coupled receptor signaling pathway; positive regulation of Rho protein signal transduction. NCBI's taxonomy places the organism in Eukaryota, Metazoa, Chordata, Actinopteri, Cyprinodontiformes, Rivulidae. The transcript has 2 exons. The coding region runs from base 169 to 1191 and encodes 340 amino acids. The record is from RefSeq and is a predicted model, not a curated record. Gene Ontology annotation, molecular function: G protein-coupled receptor activity. Gene Ontology annotation, cellular component: plasma membrane.
UGGGGACAUGUUGAGGGAGGGAAGAGGGGUUGUAGGAGAGCGUUCUUUGUGUCAGAGCACAGCGUCCACAGUAAGGCUUCACUUUGCUCCUCAAACACCUCCCUGCCCCUGCUCCRGCUCUGAUUGUUGUCUUUGCCUAGUUUUCCUCUGUGGAGCUCUGGYACAGAAAUGGAUUCUGCUGCAAAAGAGGAAAUGUCAUCGCUGAUGUCAAACCAGUCGUCAGAGAGCUGCGCGCCAGUAGAGACGACGAUUGAGAACCAGUUAUUUGGAUGGUUCUACGUGGUGGUUUUCGUUCUGGCGCUGGGUGGAAACAGUCUGGCUCUCUGGAUCUUCUCACGUCAGCGUGGGGUUUCCUCUCCUGCUAACGUCUUCUUGGUUCACUUAGCUGUGGCAGAUCUGUCGUAUGUCAUCAUUCUCCCGCUCCGAGCCGUCUACCACUUCACCGGAGGCCACUGGCCGCUGGGCGAGGUCCCCUGCAGGGUGGUGGGCUUUUUGUUUUAUGUCAACAUGUACGCCAGUCUGUACUUCCUGGCCUGUGUAGCGGGGGAUCGCUACCUGGCUGUUGUUCACGCCGUGAGAUCGAUGAAGGUUCGCCAGGCCCGCUAUGCUCACAUCAUCAGCUUCUCGUUAUGGAUCCUGGUCAUGGUCUCAAUGGCACCGCUGCUCAUCACCCAUCAAACUGCCCAGGUGGACAACACGACGGUGUGCUUGCAGCUGUACCGAGAAAAGGCCUCACGCAAGGCRCUGAUCUCUCUGGCUGUGGCUUUCACCCCGCCUUUCCUGGCCACUCUGUCCUGCUACCUGCUCAUCAUCCACAGCCUGCACAAGGGCUCCAGGCUGGAACCAGCGCUCAAGCUGAGAGCACUUCGCACCAUCGGCGUAGUCAUGCUCAUUUAUGUGGUCUGCUUCCUGCCUUAUCACAUGAGCAGGGCCACCUUUAUACUGGGCUACAACCACCCAGAUGUGACCUGUCAAACACGCAGAUCCCUCAGCAUGGCUAAUCGCCUCACCUCUCUCCUCACGUGCCUGAACGGCGCUAUGGACCCUCUGGUCUAUCUGUUUGGGGCAGAGAAGUUUCGGAGCACRCUGCGGCGGUUAUUUUGUAAAAAUAAGGCAGGAAUGUCUGCAGCCACAAGUGGAGAGUUGAAGGGAACACAUGAAAGCUCUCUGAGCGCCAAGUCUGAGUUCUGAAGGAAACUGUGCCGUCUACAUACCUUUCAUAUAAAAAAUUUAAUUUGACUGUUCAGCGAUUGUCCUGUUUAACUAACUGAAAAUGCAGGAAUAAAAUCAAAGCCAGGUGUCCUCCCUGCAAUCAUUCAGUGAACCUUUACAAACCUGUCUCUUCUGUCAACAACAGGAAGCAUCAAGACACUAAUCUACGGAGAUAAAUUAGUCUCAAAAUAUUUAAGCAUGCAGAUCUGCUCCCCUGUGGAUGUGACUUAYAGGAAAACGAAUGAGCACAUCUCUAUUUCCAAAAUAAUUUACCAAUAAUAGAAACAUUCUCAAAAUCCUAGCUAUACUAAUAAAUAUGUGAAUAAUUUAUACCUUUACGCUGUCAAAAUCAGUAAUUUAUGGUUAUGCAAUAUGUAUACACACAUAUUACACACAAAACGUGGACUUUAUUCUGAAAAAAAAAACAGUGAUGCAGUUUCAUCUGUUGUUUUGAGUCUGCCUUUCACAGAAUGAAUUAUUUUAAUCUGAAUUAGAUAUUUAUCACUGGCCUUACCGUGCCAUUUCUCAUUUCCCAUGCACGCUUCUCGGAGCGCCUCUCGACUUCGCAGCCGAGCGGACGCACUGUAAAUCCGGGGUUGUAUGUGCAAAUCUGCAGCAGUAAAAAUGUCUCAAAAGUCACAUUCACAGGCAAUCAGAUCCAUGCGCUCCUGCAAAUCUUGAUGCGUUCAUUCAAAUCUUUUUGAGACUAAAAUAUCUCCAUAAUAAACAAUCAUGACCUAUACUCAAGGUUUCAAACCUAUCAUUUUUUUGUAACCGCAUGAUAUCAUCAUAUGUUCAAAAAGUGGAGCUUUUGCUGUUAUUUUCCAUUGAUUAUUUUUGUAUUGUAGAUUCGAUCUACCAGUCUGGUGAUUUAUCCAGUACCAGGUCUUUAAAUACGAAAUAAUUUUUUUGUAUUUUAUGGAGAUCUGCAUUUGUAAACAUACACUGUUGUUGUUUUAGUUUCUGAGGCUCUAUAUAGCCCAAUUGUUUAGAAAAACUCCACAUAGACAGCAUUACACCAUAUGUGGUUGAAAUUUGRCAUGUGAAUGCAACAUUUUUGUCUUUUUUUACUGUCGUCUCUUUUAGUUUUUGGUUUCUAAUUUGCUUUAAGCCACAUGUGAGGAGCUCUCUUAUCUAAUGCUAAAGCUAACAUGCUAACUGCCUUGGACAGGGUUAAAUGAGAUGCCAACCCAUUUGAAGGUCCAAAAGUUGAAACAACCAAAUAAUUACUGGUGGUUUGGUUAAUUUAUAAAGCUACAGUCUAUGUCAUUUAUAAAAUGAUUACAUUGUUGUCAAAAGGCUAACAUUGCUCUGAAUGUAGCUACUGAAACCUUCAUAGUGCGAUGUUUUGAGACUCAGCUGGAGCCAGAGAUCUUCAGUUUCCAGAACCAGUUGAUCCUGAAGUCUUCUAACUCAGAAGUAUUUUUCAUACACCAGCAAACUGUUUUAUAUUUCUUUACACUUAAAUUGUUUUCUGCAAGUUCCGCAUGUUAUAAAAACAUUUAAGGUUGUUUUUGAUCUGUGUGUGAUUUUAUACUUGUAAAAUCUAUCUCCCAUCUAAUACACAUGCAGAGGUGGGAUCAAUGUGUCUUUGUUUGAAUAAAYGUGUACAGAUUCAACUUUUAAUGUAUGUUCUCUGUAAACCAGAUGAGACRAAUACUCAGUUUUUGUCAGCAAUKUUGCUUUUAAUGCAUGUUUACCACUGUUAGUGACACCUCCAUCUCCUGCAUGGUGGGGUUGUGGAGGCAACAAGUCCAGGAGAGAAACCCAGAUCUUCUUUUCCUCAGCAACACACUGCAGCUCGUCCUGUGAGACCCCGAGGGGCAGGSUCGGCCCUAGCCAAUUUGGCGCCCUCGGCAAGAUUUCUGGUGGCGCUCCUCUAAAUCUCAUUGCCAACUUAUACAUUCACAUACCAAAUUAAAUGGUUUCGUCUUUGAUAUUUGUAYCUUUAUAACACUUCUUGUAGUAACAAAGCAGCUUGAGAAACUCACAGAGCCUUAYGAAGGUCUUUUGGUCAUGAUCCAUACUUCACAAUCACAGGUGAGGGUUGGAAUGUAGACGGACCAAUAAAUCGAGAGCUUUAGUCGUUCGACUCAACUCUUUCUUCACCACGACUGAACUCAGCAACACCUUCAUUACUAAUAACUAGACCCCGAUGCAUUGUUUCAUCUUCAACUCCAUCCUACCAUCACCAUCAUCCUCAAUCAAGAUGGUGCCUUCCACCCAUUACCCAUUGAAAUUCACGGACUCGGACUGAAAAAACAAUUCAGAUGGAAUGAAUCUUUCUAAAAACUGUAAAAACUUUGGCUAUUUCUUGAGGUUUUUAUAAAACUGUCAAAUUAAAAAUUCUUUGGUUCAUGACUGAAGCAGCAACUUAUAGGUUGUGUCAGAAUUUACCUGCUGGUGUCACAAAUGUCAGGUUACUGCUCACAAUAAAGUGUCUGAAUAUUGA